Messenger RNA from Ambispora gerdemannii, 2559 nucleotides. Lineage: Eukaryota; Fungi; Glomeromycota; Glomeromycetes; Archaeosporales; Ambisporaceae. The record is from the annotation of a GenBank genome assembly.
AUGUGUUCGUUAAAUUCUGACAAUGGAAAAGCACAAAACGAGAUUUUAACAGAAGGACCAAAUGGAAGGAAUUCGGAGGAAUAUUCAACAACACCUUAUGACGAUGUUACCGUGAAGCCUUAUAUUGGCUUACUUGCCAAACUAUCCACUGCAUGGAUUGCAUAUCCAAUUAUUUCUUUAUUUUUUAUCGCUUUCCGUCUUCUAUCAGCUAUGAGCUCUAUUAAUCCACUUGUAGACGAUGUUAAACAAACUGCAUUGAGGUCAUGUGAUGCGUUAGAAGUUGCAACAUCCACAAUGACUUCUUUACCACACUAUAUGGCCGGUGGAUUUAAUCGAGCAACCAUUGCAAGUAUUAAUUUUACGAUAAAAAGUACCGUGCGAACAUUGGAUCUUGCCAUUUUGGCGUUAGAGGGUAUAAUACUAUGGAUAAUCGAUAAUUUUCGUGGCACUUAUCGAUGCUUAUUGGAAUUUGCUAUUCGUGGCUCCAUGGCGGUAGUUACUGAUGCGGUCAAUACCUUAACGCAAUUCACUAAUGGAAAAUUGAAUGAUUUAAAAAAUGAACUUGACAAACAAGUUUCAUCGGUGAAUUCUAAUCUUGACGAUGCACGAAAAGCUAUUCAGGGUAUCGGGUCCUUUACAAAGAUUAAUGUCAACUUGCCAACAAUCUCAAUUCCAGCUACAAAUGAUUUGUCGAAUUUUAAAUUUCCGGAUCUCGGACAAGGAUUAGAGAAACUUAAUACUAGUCUUCCGACUAUGGAUGUUAUUGAUAAAAAACUUGAUGAUCUUGUAUCAGUUCCUUUUGAUAAUCUUCGGAAAUUGAUAAAAGAUUCCACGUCUAAUAUGAAUUUUAAUGACUCGGUGUUGCCUGUUCCACAAACCAAUCAAGUCGCUUUUUGCGCAAAUAAUCUCGAUCUCACCAUCAUCGAUAAUAUAGCCCGUGAUCUUAUCAAGGCUGCGCAUAUUGGAUUAAUCAUUUUGGUGAUUAUUGGCUUGCUGCUUAUCGCCGCUAAUGCAGUUUAUAUUUGGUUUUCGCAUCGUCGAUUCAUGAUUCACGUAGACCGCGUGACGGCUACUAUUAGUCUAAUUACCGUUACCCCCACUCGUCAUUCCACUAUCGAAUUGAUAAAGAUCGCCGAACAUCCUUUGUUAUCUCGUUGGUUUAUUAAAACUUCGAAAUUCUUUAAAAAUAAAAAUCAUCAGAAUUUGUAUCGUUGGUUCUGGGAUUACAUAUCACAACCGACAGUAAUUGUAUGUCUAUUGAUUGGGGUAAUUGGAGUCUUGGGCGUCUAUCUUCAAAUUGCAUUACUUGACGGCGUGCGCAAUCACUAUCGGAAACCGCUUGAGGAAACCUUUAAUACAUUCGGUAAUGCUGUGAUGAGUUUAAUGAAUUCUGAACUUGGUUCAAUUUCAAAAGCUUAUUCGAAUGAUAGUAAUAAGGCGAUUUCUGGUGUAGAAAAUGAUCUUAACCGAGAUUUGUUGGGUUGGGUGAAUACCACUACGACUACGUUAAAUUCAACACUUAAUGUUGCAGUUGAUGAUUUGACAUCUUUUAUCACAAAUACUUUCAAUGGAGCUCCUGUACUGCUGACAGUCGCACAACAGUUAGUCAAUUGCUUGGUUUUGGUUAAAAUUCGUGGAAUUCAAAAUGCCUUGACUUUCAUUAAAGACAAUGCAUUCAUUGGAUUACCGCGAGUGAAUGACACAAUCUUGAUGGUUAGUCCUUCUAACAUGCAAGAGGUUGUUAAUCAAGCGACCGAUAAAUUGAUUGGAUCAAAAAAUGAUGAUUCUACCGGUGGAGAAAUUGGCAAAUUAUUCGACAAAUACGAAAAUAUUCUACGUGCCGAACUUCCGCUUUUUUGGAUAUUGAUAGCUUCCUGGGGGGUUGUCUUGCUCAUGGGUUUGAUUCGUGUUUUAUGGUUUAUAAUACGCGAGAAAAAAGAUGAUUCGAAUAAUUCUUCCGACAACAACAAUUAUAAAUCAAAAGAAAUUGAUGACAUAAACCUAUUAAGUUUACCACGAAAAACGAAAAAAUCAUCCGACCCUCGAAUCUCUAUGAUAUCUUUGAAUCGUAAUCGUAUUAGUGCUGCUAUUGAGGGACAACAACAACCAGAAAAUAGAAUAUCACGCGUACAAUCACACAUUAAUAGACCUGAUUUCAACUUUAAAUCAUCAUACUCGGUCACCAAGUCUACUCAACCAACAACAAAACACAUUCAUCUUGAACAACAAAAGAUAAUAUCAAAAGCAAAACUAAAAGAAGAGAAAUCAGCGAUUAAACCAUUUCUACCUCCGAAACCAAUCAAAGUAUUACCAAUAGAUUUAUUGAGUAAUGAAAAUGACAACAAUAGACUGCCUCCUCCAUUAAAACCAAAACCGAUUUUGAGCAACAAAACUUCAGCUUUUACGGACGUAAAUAUUAAUGAAGACGAAAGACCAGAUUCAUCAUCCGAAUACAAGCUUAAUAAUAAUGAUCAGCAGUUUCCAAAACUGCUGGAAAGAAAUCAUCGCACUGGACAAUGGUUAAAAAAUGAUCCGUUUAACAGCCCUUUUGAUGAUUAA